Messenger RNA from Ectocarpus sp. CCAP 1310/34, 3100 nucleotides. The record is from the annotation of a GenBank genome assembly. Lineage: Eukaryota; Phaeophyceae; Ectocarpales; Ectocarpaceae.
GUGGUGGCAAACCACACACCCACACACGACACCAUCGAUCAAAUCUGUCUGUCCGUCCCGAACAGACACGCUCGGUCUUCUCUUCGCUCUGGCAGACGUACACGGGCAGGCCGCUUUCUCUAUCCUGUCAGAUAGUGUCGAACCCCAAGGAUACAUACGUCACUGCGCCCGCGGCCGCAAAAGGUAUUUCAUCCCCACGUGUACAGAAAGCCUACAACGGGUCGCCGUCGAAAUCGCGGGCCUGCUUUCGGAAUGGGUGUCUCCUUGCUGAAGCUGGGUGUGGGACUCUCGGUGGCGUUGGGACUCGGCCGCGCGCAGCCAUCGGGAGUGAAGAGGGCCUCAGUAGAGCGUGGCGGACUUGUGUUUCAGAGCGACGCCUGUCCUCAAGCGAUAUCUAAGGAGGAGGCUGCUGCCUUGGAGGCGGACGAAUCCUUGCCGGGCGGCAUUUUGUCCGUCGGCUCUCUCGACGCAAUAGGACGCAGCGGAAACCACUAUGAGGUGGUAACAAGGGUCUUUUCGAUGUCGUUCUGCUGCCAGUACAAAGUGGUGAGGAUGCCCGAACAGGACACCGUCCUUCCCACGGAGAACGGGGAUACGUUGGAGCUGAGGCACAACACGUACAGCUUUUCUUCCGCCGAUGCUGCUCUCCGCACCGAGCACCUAGGAUACGGAGAUAUCGCAACGGACCCCGAGAUAUGCCCGCCGAUCAAGCAUCUUUCUGGACAAAAGACAAAGGAGUUCACCCGCGAAGGAGUUCAUGAGAGGCUUCUUCAGUGCAUGCUGCGUGUUGAGAUGAUCGGGUGCGUAGCGCACUUCCUCCACGAUGUCGUGGGCGCCGACGACGCCUUCUGCCGCUGGAAAGAUGAGGGCAAGGAGGAACGCCGGUCACUGUUGCGAGCCACGUCGGCAGUGGAGGGCGAGGAUAAGCGCCACGCCGGGAGUUCCCCCCAGGGUAAAGGCCAGUCUCUGGUCGUGCACAUGCGCUCCGGGGACAUUUUCUCGCCAGAGUUGUCGGACAUCCCGUGGUAUGGGCAGCCACCCCUCCAAUUCUAUCUCAAGGUGAUAGGCAGCAGGCCAUGGAGCAACAUCUCCGUCCUGACAAACGCCAGGAUCCAGAGGGAGUUCAACCCGACCUUCGGCGUGUUGCAGGAGCUGGACAAGCAAGGGCUCUUGGGGGCGCCCGCCAAUUUCUAUGCGGACCGCGAUUUGUACACGGAUCUCCGGGACAUGCUGUGCGCCGAGAACGUGGUCCUGGCAAAAUCGUCCAUCACCCGAUUGUUGGUCAGGCAUUCGCGAGCGAAGCGGUUCUUCCUCCCUACGUCGUGCGCUCGAGGAGGCCCGUUCUUCGUCGAUCGGAUCUGCCUCUACAGGCCAGACGUUGAGGUGUACGGCAUCGAGUGGAAGACAACUCUCAACGAGUACAGCGUGUACGACGAGUGGAUAAACACCGACGCGCAGCGGCUGGAAAUGAUCACCUCGGAUGAAGUCAAGAGUAUCCAGCGAUGCUGCGUCAAAUGAACCGGAAACAAUUGUCGGCGAUUGCGGAUCCACGUCGAGGUAGUUUUAGCUUUGCCAGCAGUGAAACCUGCUCGGGGUUGUAGUGAAUAGUUACGUAGCGGCCGCACAGUAGCUUGUGCGCACAUCAUAUUUUUAGCUCUGCCUUUCAUGGAAUGUCCUCCUCACGAUGCUGAGGAAAAUAUGGCACAGAACCGGAAUGGAGAUAAUGUGGAUGAGAUGUGCCCGACGUACUGUAUUCCUACCGUAUUCGUGGUGAAUAAUGCUUGAGGAUGAUAUGCAUAGCACCGCACCGGUGGAAUCGAGGUGAUGAUGAUUGCGUGCGCGAUCCUCUAUCGUUAGUGUCUUACUGUCUGAGUUUUUGCUUGGUUGUAGUCCGUUGAGGAAGAUCUCACGUGACACUGGUAUGAAGGGAAUGACCGACAAUGGGUGGGUUUUAUCCCAUGUAGUAUACUCCUCUUAUGGAUAUCUGACGUGAUUGUUGCGGUGGUAUUUUUGGGGGGAUGAGAGCACGCCAGGAACUAUUGUACGCGUUGUUGUACAAAGUCUUCGUACGUGACGAUAUUAUGAGCAGUCUGUUGACGACCUUGACACAGCACGCAUCGGAUGUAGGCGAUACACGACAGCAUGCCCAAUGCUAUCUUCGUGUCUUCGUUGUUGAGGAUAGCACCAACUAAGAUUGUAGUGUCGUCGUACCCCGCGUGAUUGUUCUUUGCAGUGGUGCGCUUCGUAACUGGUUGUGAGCCGUGUGGGCCCAGCUCAUGUGUUUGUGCAAAAUAGGAAACUUAAGUCAACUCGCGGAGGUGCCAUAGCCUUGUAUCAUAGAUACUCGCGAGUAGCUGGGUCUCCUGGUGCUACCGAAGUGGACAAUCGCACAGAAUGGUGCCCUUCCAACCCAGAUCAUCUCUGAAUUUCUUUAGUGGGAUGUCGACAUGUUGGUGUUUUUGUUUACAUGUGAUUUUUGCAAGUCGUAUGGGCCCAGCCCAUGUUUUUGUGUGUUCAGUAUCGAUGUUCGAUAUCUCGCCUAACUCGGCUGAACGUGGAAAGGCCUCGUAUUAUAGAUACUCCCGAGUUGCCGGGUCUGGUGUUGCGAGCUUGACGUUGACAACGCACCGGAAAGAGACCCUGCAAAAUCCCAAAUCUUACCGUUUCUUGUGAAUUGGAAGUCUUGUGUAGUACUCAAGUCCACGAGGCUAACUGCUGUUGUUGCGGGUCUGUCGUAUAGACAACGCACCAGAAGGAUUGCCUGCAGGCCGUCACCCGGAGAGGUCUUAAGGUUGAUUUUCAUCGGAUUUUUUCUUGUCACCCGGAGGUCAGUAUAAUGGUAUUUUGUAUAGGUUGGGUCUUGCUCCAAUUUGUUCCUGUCUUGCCUCAUAGUCGGUCUGGGGACCUCGAUUUCAUUUGGCAAUUAAUUUUCGAGGGCUAGGUAGGGAACCUGCCGGAGACUUAUCACUUUGGACUUCCCAUUGCAUAGAGCGCGUCGUUUAGAGGAAUGCAUACAUAAAUACCUGUGAUGAGGCGGCAGUGACCGUCUGUCGCAUGGAAACCCGCGCCCAACACUUUGUAGUGUAGUACACUUCACACG